AUGGACGCUUUGCUGCGAGCAGCUCUGCUGAGACGGCAAGAUGAUGAUGCUGCAGGCUCCGCCCAAGACGAACCAUCAACCGUCACUGUCGACUGCGACUCUGGUAACGAGUUCGACGGCCGGCUUGGCCUUCGCGUCUCGGCAAUCUUUGUCAUCUUGGUUUCGUCUCUGCUCGGCGCGCUCCUGCCGGUGGUCCUUGCCAGAAGCCGGCACGUCAAUGUACCCUCGUCCUUCUUCUUCGUCGCCAAGUACUUCGGUACUGGUGUCAUUAUCGCAACUUCGAUCAUGCACUUGCUGGUGCCUGCCUUCGAUGCACUUAGUUCGCCCUGUCUUCAAGACUACGACAUCUCGGCAUACCCUUGGGCUGGCGGCAUCUGUUUCAUGACCAUCAUGGUUAUGUUCUUCAUCGAGGUCAUUAUCAGCCACUAUGACCUCUUCGGAGGCAGCAGUCAUAGCCACGGGAAUGAGCCUAGUGACCCUUCUCUCGGCAUGCUUAAGUCUGGCACAAUCAGCACUUCUCCCUCGCCUUCCCAAGAUCAAGAUCUUGAGACCGGCACCCACAAGGGGCCUGCAAACUCUGGUCUGCCCGGUGAAGACCAUCUCGGCCACAACCGUGAGCACUCGGAAGGCGAAGCAGCAUUCGCUGCCCAAAUGACCGCCCUCUUCAUCCUCGAGUUUGGCGUCAUAUUUCACUCAAUCUUCAUUGGCCUUACCCUCGCAGUUGCCGGUGACGAGUUUGUCAUCCUAUACAUUGUCCUCGUCUUCCAUCAAAUGUUCGAAGGUCUCGGUUUGGGCUCCCGACUAGCGGUCGCCUCAUGGCCCAGAGGCAAGGGCUACAUGCCGUACUUGCUUGCCACACUUUACGCACUCAGCACACCUAUCGCCAUUGCCGCCGGUCUUGGAGUCCGCGAGACGCUAACGCCAGGUUCUAGUACCACCCUGAUCAUCAACGGAGUAUUCGACGCUAUUUCCGCGGGUAUUCUGUUGUACACAGGUCUUGUAGAACUGAUGGCACACGAGUUCAUGUUCUCGCCACAGAUGCAGAAAGCUGGUCUGAAGAUGAAAAUGUCAGCUCUAGGCUGCGUAUUCUUAGGUGGAGGUCUGAUGGCUCUGCUUGCCAAGUGGGCCUAG
Truncatella angustata is the source of this 1131-nucleotide messenger RNA. Its product is annotated as Zinc/iron permease. Gene Ontology annotation, cellular component: plasma membrane. The record is from RefSeq and is a predicted model, not a curated record. Gene Ontology annotation, biological process: zinc ion import across plasma membrane. Gene Ontology annotation, molecular function: low-affinity zinc ion transmembrane transporter activity. Bases 1 to 1131 code for a protein of 376 amino acids. NCBI's taxonomy places the organism in Eukaryota, Fungi, Ascomycota, Sordariomycetes, Amphisphaeriales, Sporocadaceae. The transcript has a single exon.